This is a messenger RNA of Protopolystoma xenopodis, 1185 nucleotides long. Lineage: Eukaryota; Metazoa; Platyhelminthes; Monogenea; Polystomatidea; Polystomatidae. The record is from the annotation of a GenBank genome assembly.
AUGGUGGUACCUGUGACUAGCUGCAAGUGUUCGCCAACAAUAGAUCUAAGGCCAAAUUGUAUAUUGGUUUUGCAGAAAAGGCUGUUCGUCCCGGUCGCUACUUCACUGCUCAGUAAAGACACUGGCAUUGGCGUCGGCUCUAGGAGUGGUACUCUCGCCUCGACUACAGAACCUAGUCCCUCCGACGACUCGCGCACUGAGGGCUCCGAGAGACUGGGCUCUCGUGCAAACUACGGUCCUCUACACGAGGCCUCUGCCUCGCCAGCUUCUUCAUCAUCUGCCUCGCAGCCGGGCGCCGGACAUCUGCCAACCUCUACCAGUUCCCACAACCUCCGCAAAGGUCUGAAAUCACGUCAACGACGCGAAUUGAUACCAUACGACCCGGAAGACCGAGUUGAAGUACGUCUGCUUGUGGUUCAACUCAGCGAGCAGAUCUACCGUGGCCAACUGCUGCUGGCCAAUAGCACCGCCGCUGCCGAGCUCUGCGCCCUCUUGGCCAUCAUUGAAACUGCCACCGCCUGUCUAAAGCAGAUGCAGAUCCCGGAGGCCACAUUGCAACAUGUUGGAGUCCCAGCCGCUGUCUCCGGACAGGGUAUUGCCAACGGAAGCCAGGCCAAGCAAGGGGCGCUUCGCACCUCCGUUCCGAUGGCUGCGGAUGCCGACAUCAAUGCGGAAGCUGGAAUCGACUUUCGGGACAUGGGUGGCAACUGCUGUGGCCACGAGACUGUCGAUUGCCUGACACCCAGCCUGCCAGAGGUGGAAGAGACAGAAGUGACUCAAUCAACAACCUCAUCACUGGCAUCCACAACUGCCCAAUAUCACCGUUUGGCUGCUUUAGCCGCGACCUCUGUAAAUGUUACCUCGGCAAGCACUGAGUCUGGAAUGGCAAGUCGUUUGUCUCGUAUUUUACGGCAUGCUUCGCCUCCACGCCCAGCCACCGAACGGGAGGGAUCAAGGCCAAAAUCAACGGACCAUCAGAUGGAAGAUGAGGCCAGUGGUCAAAGGUCAGGACAAAUAGGAGUCCAUAAGCCACCGUCGGCUGAUCCAGAGGAGAGAUCCGAAGCUGAUCGAAGCACUUGGCGUGCUCGUAAGCCUGGCUCUCGUAGAAAUUUGCGGUGGCCACACCUACUGAGGGGGAAAAGUGAGCACUUUCUCUUAAAUUAUAGCAUUAUUCACCCCAUUUAG